Amphibalanus amphitrite is the source of this 9654-nucleotide messenger RNA. Its product is annotated as microtubule-associated protein futsch-like. The coding region runs from base 200 to 8920 and encodes 2906 amino acids. The record is from RefSeq and is a predicted model, not a curated record. The transcript has 2 exons. Gene Ontology annotation, cellular component: extrinsic component of mitochondrial inner membrane. Lineage: Eukaryota; Metazoa; Arthropoda; Thecostraca; Balanomorpha; Balanidae.
CGGCCGGCGCGGCGGCCCGGCGCGGCGGCGCGGCGGGCGGCCGGGCGGGUGCGGCGCCGGCGACGCCUCAGUGCCAGGUGAGGUGUCGCGCCGACAGGGGCCGUCUGAGGAGAGCAGUGUGCCCGAGCCGUGACAUUGACCUCUUGGUGGUGAUCGACACGGGACUGGGUCACCCAGAGAUUACCGGCACGAGGUGACGAUGGGUCGCCGUCGGGCGGGCGGCGGCGGCGACUCUCUGCCGCAGACCGUCCGCAGAAACAACGCCAAGAACGAGCGCAAGACGAUGGAGGCGAUGGCCGACACGCUCUGGGCCUCGGUGGAGUCGGGCAAGGAGCGCAGGCUCCGGCUGGCCGCGGAGAGGAUGGGCAGGAUGCUCGCGGGGCAGGAGACGACCCUGGCUCCACAGGAGCAGCAGGAGCCGGCCCCGACACAGUCUGACGCAGCCAGCCCAGUAGUUUCAGAGCAGCGGAGUGAAGCUGAAGAAGUGACUCAGCAGGAAAAGGAGGAUGACAAUGUUACGGAACAGGAAAAAGCGGCGGGGGCCUCAGAGCCUUCAGAAGUAGAUUCUGAUAUGGUGCCAGUUCAUGUAGUACCAGAGGCUGUUCCACAAACACCAACUGAACAAGCUGCCAAUGAAGUGACUGAACAGAGGGCAUCCGAAGUUGCGGAAUCGGUCUCUGCAAUGCCUGGCGCUGUAACUUUUCAGGAUGAGGCAAACGAUGCAGCAACGCCACAUGACGCAUAUAAAGUGCAGCAGGAGGUACAGGAGGUUCUGCAAACUGCAGAAAAGGCCACUGAAGUCGAGGAAAUACAAGAAGCCGCGCUUCCGGACGGCGUGGCGCUCGCCGAGGCAGCUGUCCCAACCGAGCAGGCCGAGGUUCCCGACCAAGCUGACGACGUGUGUAUGUCCACAUGGGAGGUGGUCGACGCUCCAAACCUAGAUCGAGAAACAGUUGAAUCCAUACCACUGGAGCCUGACGAAGCUGUGGAAAUUCCCCAAAAUCAAGAAGCAAAUAUACCAAGUGCUCAAGUUGACACAGUUUCACCUUCGGAUCAAGACAUUUUGAAAAAUGAGCCAAGCAAGACAAAGUCGGCGGAACUGGCUACUAUGAGCCAGGAGCAACACCAAGAAAGCUCUAUCGACGAAAAUGUAGAUAAUCCUCAAGACGCAAGGAACCCUCUGAUGAUGGAAGGGUCGAGCGAUGGUUUAGCUUCAACCGAAUGUGCACCUGAUGCUGCUACUGAAGAGGUAUGCGAAGCUGUUCCCGUCAGUGAGGAGAUUUCCGAGGAACCAGUAGCUGACAUUGCUGAGAGUUGUGUCUCUGAAAAGGAGAAGGAAGCUGACCUACCAUCCACCUCGCAGAGUGACAUGCUGGCCGGGACAGUUACCUCACCGGAGUCACCGAAGGCGGAACAACCAGCUGAUGAACUUGGAGAUGGAGUAACCGAUGCAAAGAAGGACAAGAAGAAAAAGAAGAAGGGGAAACACGCAGUUGAAGCAUCGUUACAAACAACAGUUCAAGAACCGGAGGACAAGCCCAGCACAGCCGGUGAGCACGAACCGAGUGCUAAGAGCGGCAAGAAACAUAAGCGGCAUAGGGACAAGCGAAAGAAGUCCCAAAGCGAAACUGAAAAAGAGAUUACCGUGCAGGAAAAUGUGAACAAGGUAGACGCUUGUUCUGAUGUAACAGCCCAACCGGUCACAGAUCCUUCAAAUUAUUCAGAAGUCACAAAGACUGAUGAAGACGGCAAGAAUGACGAAGUGACAGAACCCACUAUCCAGGAACCUGUCGAGGAUCAGUGGACAACGGUGGAAACGAAGAAAACGAAAAGAAGAAGGAAGAAGAGUGAGAGGAAAAGUGAGUCAGAGGACAAGGAACAAGCUGUUAAUAAACAAGGAAGUGAACUGGCAAAAGAAGUAGAAGCCGAAUCGAAUACUGUCAUUGAAGACUCUCACGUUCAUGAAGCAACAGAGACAACGGAUGGCAUAUCCCAAUUUGAAGUAAACAAAAAACCACAAGAAACUGCGAAGGAUUCAUUGAACGAAUUUGAACGCCUGCUUUCAUCUGUGGGGGCUCUCAAAGAGAAGUUCAGGCAGGCUUCAGAGGCUGAAACAGAAAAGCCAGCAAUCAGCGCGGACAAGUCAAUACAAGAUGAACAAGAAACAACCACAGGAUUUUCGUCAGUGGGACAGCCUGAAAUAGCACAUUUGUCGCAAGCAAAGGAGCUGUCUGAGGAUCCCAGCAACGAUAGACAAUGCUCUCCGGCAAACGAAUCGACAGUAACAGCUACACAAGCUACAGCAGAUGAAAUUAAACAAGUAGAAUGUUCUCAUCUGGCCGAGAAGCUCAAAGAAAGUGUUGCCGAGUCGCCAGACGUCUUUGAUCUGAUGCGCUCAACUGAUGAAGGUCUAGAAGCUGGCUUCAAUGAAGCCUUUGGUUCGGAAGACCAGGCCCGAGAAGAGCUUGAAGAAGUCAGGCCCGACGAGCAAGAACAGACUAUCCGGCCUGCAGAAACCAGCCAGACUCCCGUUUUGGAGAAGCCGAGUGACGCGGCAGACCUAAGUACCAAAGACGUACCAGAUGCGUUUGAUUUGUUGGUGUCUACUGGUGAGGACUUGGAAUCAGGCUUUAAAGAUGCUUUUGGCGAUGAAGAUCUGAAAGAAAGUGAUGCGAAAAGCAGUGACACUGAAAACAAGACGAAAGAAGACACAAGCGCAGAAAACACCAUCACCAGAACGGCCAAAGUGGGCGGGCUUGAAAAAGGACAUGAGCUUGAGCAGGAAGCAAAAACCGUGAGCUCGAUCGAGCUUCGAGAAACUAUCGAGCUCAUCGAUGCUUCCACCACGAAAGGCGAUGUUAAACAAGAUGCAUUCGACCUUCUGCUCUCGACGGAUGAUGACCUCGAAGAGGGUUUCAAAGAUUCAUUUGCUUCGGAAGAUGUUUCAAGUGAACAACAGCAACAGGCAAAUGGGCUCAGCCAAACACCAGUAGCAUUACCGGAAAGCAAAGCAGAUGCGCAAGAACCAGAAGACGCCCUUCAAAGCAUAAAACAGGAGACGCGCGAUGCACCUGAUGCUUUUGAUGUACUUAUGUCAGCGGGUGAUGAUCUUCAGGCUGGAUUCAUGGACGCAUUCGGCGAGGAAGAUGCAUUCGAAGGCAGUCUAGACAAAGAAACAAUGGAACAAGUCGAGACGCCUGUGGAAUCUCCUCCAGCAAAUAGUUCGGUAAAGGUGGACGUGUGUGGUUCGUCGCUGGAGGCAGAGGAAGAGUCAAAAAUGGAAGAUGAUGUGGUCUUGAAAGCCAAAAGUACCAGCGAGACACCCGUUUUGGAGAAGCCGAGUGACGCGGCAAACCUAAGUACCAAAGACGCACCAGAUGUGUUUGAUUUGUUGGUGUCUACUGGUGAGGACUUGGAAUCAGGCUUUAAAGAUUCUUUCGGCGAUGAAGAUCUGAAAGAAAGUGAUGCGAAAAGCAGUGACACUGAAAACAAGACGAAAGAAGACACAAGCGCAGAAAACACCAUCACCAGAACAGCCAAAAAAGGCGCGAACAGCCUGGAGACAGAGGAAGAGUCAAAGACGGAAGAUGAUGUCUUGAAAGCCCAAGGUACAGCUGACGCCUUUGACAUUCUAUUGUCUACAAAUGGUGAUCUCCAAGAAGGAUUCAGAAAGUCCUUCAGUUUAGAUGAAGAGACUACUACGGAAAUGCAAAUAACGGAAACGGCAAGUACAACAGAUAUUGUAAUUCCAGAUCCAGCGAAAUCUGACAAAGAACACCCGAACGACGAUAAUAUCGCAGCCAUCUCAAAGGAUAACACCGAAAGUCAGUGGACUGAAGCUGCCAAAAUUCAUGCAGGAAACCUACCAGAGGCAGCAAUGGAAACAGUAGCACCAAUGGAAUCAAGCUCAGCUGGACAAGUUUCCAGUAUCCCAUCAACAGUGACUGAAUGGUUCGACAAGACCAGUCAUGACGCAGCUGAAGCAAAAUAUCACGAACAGAUGGCAUCAAAGCACGCAGGCAGUGAUGACCAAGAAGAUGGCAUGGUGCAGGAAGAAAUGAGGGUACAAAGUGAUCAAAAAUCUAUGGAAACGAUGGAAACAGUACCACCGGUGGAAUCAAGUUCUGCUGGAGAAGUUCCCAGUAUUCCAUCAACAGUAACUGAAUGGUUCGACAAGACUAGUCAUGACGCAGCUGAGGCAAAAUAUUACGAACAGAUGGCAUCAAAGCACGCAGGCAGUGAUGGCCAAGAAGAUGGCAUGGCGACGGAAGAAGUGAGGGCAGAAAGUGAGCACAAGCCGAUGGAAACGCCCUCCGAGCCAAAGGAGCCAAGCGCAGACGUGGUGGUCGCUCCAGGAUUAUCUCAUCAGUCAGUCGCACCCACUGAGAGCACUUGGUACGAUAAGAUGCUUCAUGACAGUGCCGAAACAGAUUAUUACGAAAGGCUAUCAAGAUGUAAAAUAACGAACCAAGGAGACUUGGGAGAACGGGUUCCAUCAACUAAUGAAGUAACUGCAUCGACAACCUUGCCUGUAACUAUCGACGAUGACAGUUCAGCCACUGAAACAAAAACUGAAGCCAUGACGAGCUCAAAUAAAGGUGAAGAUUCAGCUGGUGAAUUGCUUCCAAAACAGAACGUUCAAUUUGACGAAAAUACCUGGUAUGACAAAGUUAUGCACGAUGAAGCUGAAGCUAAUCACUUUGCACGACUGGCACAAACUCAGCAGGCAGAAUCGAACGCUCAUGAUGCGCAAGCGUCAUCUGCGAAAAAGGCGACCACUGAAGCUGCUCAACCUGUUCUCUCUAGUGAGCAGACCUGGUUUGACAAGCCGUUCCACGACUCCGCCGAAACCGUCCACCAUGCACGGCAAUCAAGCAAUGAAAGCGAUAGCAGCAACAAGAGUUACCCUCUGUACGAGGGUAAAUGUGACCACUUCAAUCCAGACGACCACCAGGCACCCGAAGAGAGCGCUGAACCCAGUGGUGAAGCAGAGGCUUGCAACAGAUGGACGGAGAGUAAACUCUACCAAGGCGCUGACGCGCCGAGCAUCUCCACCGAGCCGGUUCCAGAGCCGACUCCCAUCACGGCUCAGAUCACGGUGAACACGGAGGGCUCGACGGUCAGUGGCGAGCAGCCGCUCUCGCCGACCUCGGACGGCAGCCGGUCGCGGCGCAGCACGUUCAACUCGGCCGUGUCGCCGCUGUCGCCGCAGACUGAGCUGGACGACUACUUCGAGGACGUGGUGCUGGCCGGUCGGCAGAGUGACGUGACCAUGGCUGCGCUGCGCGGCUUCACUGCCUCUCCGCUCAGCGAAGGCCUUGCGCCCGGAGAGCAGCUCGACAGCCUGCGCACCGAGCCCGACUUGGAGCUCAGCGAGCCGGGAACCGCCGACACGCUGGACGACGGACCCUUCUCCUACCAGGACAUCGGAGACGAGGGCACAGUGACACCAGUGGGGGACGAUCUAGGGUCCACGCCUGUACAGACGAUGAUGCAAGAUGUAAGACUUUCAUCAGAGCAGCUUCAAACCGAGGCGGAGGAAGCAGGUCAGUCAACUACACCUCAGCACCUUGUUGGAGAAAAGAAGGAGACGAUCUCACUGCCGGUUGACGCGAAGGACGGCGUGACAUCACCUUUGCUGGAUAAAGGUAAAGGCAACGCUGGGAUGGAGACGGUUAGCAUACCAAACACCACGCCCAUCGACAUUCCGUCUGUACCUGUUGAAGUGACGGCUACAGAAGACGCCAGCGACAAUAUUGCAAAGGACAUUUCAGUUUCAGCUAAAGACACGGACAAAGUAUCCACACAAGUCGCAGAAGUCAUCCCUGAGUCGCUCACAACCGAGGAUUCAGCUACCUCUGCAGAACUGACAUCGCCAAUCAUGGCAUCAACUCCAGCAAAAAGCGAUACCCAUAGCCAAUCCGUUGUGCAGACAAGCAAUAGCGAGCUUCCACCCAACAUUGCUGUGACCACACCAGGAACCCCACUACUAGCCAGUAAAGAGAAUGAUUCAAAUUCCAACGAAUCAAAUGAGUCUGCUAACAUGAAAGAGCGUGAGUCACCAUCAAAGGAGCUUAACGAAAAACUGGGCCUCAAUGAAGACGGCACAGUUCCUGUCAAGGAGCUGGAUGAAGAGGUAAUUCAGUUUACCGAACAGGGAGUACCAAAAUCACCGGUAGCCACCAAACGGUGCAGCAGGAAAAAGAAGAUGCGAUCAGGAGGUCGCAAAAGCAGCUCAGAGUCCAUUGAAACUCAGCAGUCCUCGUGUGACCGGCAGACACCUCCCGCACAUGAGGAGCCGAUCAGGCCUGCCGUGGAAACGCUCGACAAAGACACCCCAACAAAGGAGGGAAGCAGUUUCCCACAGCCUGUGGCGGUAGCGCCAACCGAGACGCAAAUCAUUCCAUGCGUACCCGAGCAAGAAACUGCUGACAUCGCAAACACCACGGAAGCCGAGUCAACAUACACAGAGGAAGCAAAAACAGAACCAUCUUCAACAACACAGGCACACGAUGAACCAGUGCAGGAUAAUUUACACAAACCGUUAGAGGAGAACGCCGUAGAUGCUUCCCCGAAAGACUCCGGCGUUCCAUCCCAGGCACAUCCCUCUUACAGCGAAACAACCACUCCGCCUACCAUACAACCCUCGUGUACAGAUCAAAUAACUACAGAAUUGACGGAGACUGUUUUCAGUCCCCAUGAGACUGGGCCAACUACAGCUGACAAAGACGUUUCGAGUAAAUCAGAUACUCCCACUAUUGUUGAAGAUCUACAACCCAAACUGGCUGAAAAAGGAAAUGUCGAAAAGCCAGAUACAUCCACAGAUACUAGCCAACCAGAUACGGCAGAAACCGAGUCGAAAAUAACAAUCGAAAUUGAGUCUCCAGACAACCUGACUGAAACACAGCGCGAGCUGGUCGAGACGCAGCAGCCAGCCCAAAGAAAAACGGAGGUUGACACGACCCUAAAUGAUGUCCCGAUUAAACUCACAGAAGAACCAAGCGUCGUAUAUUCACUAGGUGCACAAUUAGCAGGCGCACCCGUAUUCAGCGUCGCCCCCUCAUGGACACAAGAGCUGCAACAAAUGCAGACCGAAAUGCAAACCGCGUCAGACAGUCCUGUGCAAGCCGCGCCUGCCAGUCCUAUACAAGCCGCGCCUGCCAGUUCUGUACAAGCCGCGCCUGCCAGUCCUGAACAAGCCGCGCCUGCCAGUCCCGUACAAGCCGCGCCUGCCAGUCCUGUACAAGUCGCGCCUGCCAGUCCUGUACAAGUCGCGCCUGCCAGUCCUGUACAAGCUGCGCCUGCCAGUCCUGAACAUGCCGCGCCUGCAAGCCCUGUGAAGGAGAAGUCCAAGCUGGAAGACAUAGCAGAAGCUGUGGUUAAUGUUCCUGAGCCUGAGUCCAAACCAGCAACAGCAAAGACUGAUCCCAAAACCAAGCUUAUCACCAGCUCUCUUCCGAACGAAGCAAAGGCAGAAGACCAAAAGCCUGCUGGCAAAACACCUAGCAACUCCCGGCCCAUCCUGCCAGACCGGACACUUUUCCUGCCGGAGGACGAAGGGCGCACGUACGCCUCUCUGAUGCAGCAGGGCGCUGACAUGCUGCCAGCACGUCCUGUCUUUACCGCACACGCAUGCCACGUGUGUAAGAGACUGCACACCAAGCAGCACCGUCUGAAGUCGUGCGGCAGCUGCCGGCUGGUGGCGUACUGCUCAGCAGAGCACCAGCGAGCACACUGGCCGAUGCAUCGCGCCCUCUGCAAGGUCAUCACACGUCGAGUGCGAUAUCUGGGCACCGACCACAUCUAUCGAGAGGCGCUCAACGUCCCCAGCCCGGAACAGUGGAAGAAGAUCCGCUUCAAGCACAUGGCCGUGUGUGAAGAGAUGCUUGGUCGUCCGAUGGAGGCGUACGAGAAGGAGAUGUUCCUGUACCCGCGAGCCUGCGAUACGUGCCACGAGACCAACCCGGAGAAGCUACACACGUGCGCCAACUGCCACUCGGUCAGCUUCUGUUCCGAGGACCACCUGCGCAAGAACCACUCCAAGUACUGCAAGGACCUGCGCACGCUGCUGGACAUCCACAGCUACCAGAACUCGCACGGCGUGUGCGAGCCGCCGCUGCCGGACACGGUGCUCUCAGAGUACGAGAUGCUGCCGCCGCAUAUCAGGGAGCUGCUGGUGGUCAGUCUGCUGGGACCGCAGCGCGCCAUGGCGCUCGGACCCGUGCCGCUGACCGUGCUCACCGACUACGCCUCGUACCCGCUGACGCUGCUGUUCGCGCUACAGAACAUCCCCGUCGCCGAGGAGGUGCACAUCAGCCAGCGGACCGAGCUGACCGUGCACGUGGUGGGCGCCGAGCACGCCACCGACUGCCACCCGCUGGGGCGCUGGGGUAGCUUCCUGCUGCACCUGCUGCCGCGCCUGCGCCGUCUGCACGUGGUCUUCAUCGGCCUCGAGCUGGAGGCAGCUGGUGGCCGGCCGGGCGUCACGCAGCACGACUUCACAUCUGCCGCGUGCCGCGCCGCCGGCCGGCGACUGACGUGCGAGCUGCAGCCGAGCACCGCCUACCACACGUACUGCCGCAGCCCGCAGUUCCGGCCGCCGGACGUCAUCGCCGCCUUCAACGCCGGCCUGCACCGGUUCGCCGGCCACGAGCGGCGCGACACGUGGCGCGAGACGAUCCCGUACCUGGUGCGGGAUGGCGUCCCGCUCGUGCUCAGCGGCUACACGCUGCUCGAGUGUCCGCAGGACGUGGCGCGCAUCGAGCAGGAGCAGAAGGUGGACGUUCUGCUGCCCCCCAGGAAGAAUCCCUACCGCAGCACCCGGCCGCAGCAGAACUUCCUGAACGAGCACGAGGCGCCCGUGGUGUUCAAGAACCAGUACGUGGCGUGCCUGACGGCCGCCGCCAAGCCCCGGAAGUAGAGGGGCGUGGGUGCUGGAGACGACGCCAGGAGCCCGACGAUUCAGAUAAACAGAGGGUGUUGUGAGUGGUACCCGUUAUCGCGCCGCUCAUCGGCCGACGCCGAGCGCCGAGCGGGUGGUGGAAAUAGACAUCCGGUGGUGCGCGAAAGUGCGGUGGAAAUAGACGCUCGGUGGUGCGCGGAGUGCGGUGAGGAGAUGAAGGCGAUGUGCAUGGAGAUGAGCGAGUGUCACGGUGAGCAAACGGACAGGGUACAGCGCGGAUGAGGCUGGUGUCAGGAACAGACGGCCAGUCUGAGGAGACAGAGCACCUGGCUUCCUAACAUAGACGAACGAUGCUGAUUAUUAAGUGAUACGAAAGGAACAGAUGGGAGAGAACGAACGCUGUGUAAUGUCUUCCCUGUUCUGCCAACCCGCCACGGACAAUGCCGUCCGAGCUUAUUGCUGGGAGCACACUAGUCGAGUGAUUUUUGCCGAACAUAUCGAACUCUCAAGUGAGAUCAGCGCUGAAUUGUGGAUGGCAAAUUGGCGUGGAGGCAUUGAUGAAACGCGUCGUAAAGUGCCUUGAUCGACUACGGCAGCCACGGCUGCGUGUUCUGUAACAUUUCGAGCACAAAGAUGUCUGCUGUGAACAUGCGCUACAGGGUCCGCCCGGGCGCGCAAUACAUCCGGGGUUAUCUAUGCUGUGAAGGGUCACCCUGUGGGCCUGCCUAACCAAAUACACUACCCGAUUGAUA